Molecule: messenger RNA, 444 nt
Organism: Fraxinus pennsylvanica
Lineage: Eukaryota; Viridiplantae; Streptophyta; Magnoliopsida; Lamiales; Oleaceae
Source: the annotation of a GenBank genome assembly
AUGGGAAACAGUUUGAGAUGUUGUUUAGCCUGUGUUCUUCCCUGUGGAGCCCUCGACUUGAUCCGUAUAGUACACUUAAAUGGCUAUGUAGAAGAAAUAACACGUCCGAUCACCGCCGGCGAAGUUCUUAAGAACAACCCAAAUCAUGUAUUGAGUAAACCAAGCAGUCAGGGAGUUACACGCCGGAUUUUGAUUGUAUCGCGGGAGUCGGAGCUGAAGAGAGGCAGCAUUUAUUUCUUAAUACCAGCAUCUUCUUUGCCUGCAGAGAAGAAGAAAACCCUCAACUACCUCAAGAAGUCUCCCAAGAAAAGCAAGAAAUGCAGCUCCAGCGAGUCAGAUUUUGAUCCUGAAAGUCAUUCGGAGAAAAAGUCGUCACGCCGGGAACGGAGUAAAGGGAGAGUCGGAGUAUGGAGGCCUCAUUUGCAGAGCAUUUCUGAGGAUUAA